AUGUCUUCGAAAAUCAUUGUUUUGUGUGCUCAAGCCUUUUUCAUACAGAAUAUUUUCGGACAAUGCAUCGGUAACGUCGGCAGUAACUACAAUUUAGGUAAUUGCGAUGUCCUCACUGCGAGAAGGAGCUACGAUCUACCUAACUGUGGAAGUUCCAACACCCAAUGGGCCGGGGCUCAGUUGGGUUUCGUUGAGGGUCUGACUGCUAGUUCUGGUGGUGGACUCAAUGUUCAAACAUCCUCUCCGUUUGCCCCUGGUAGUCUUUCCAUACUCUCUGAAAAUCAAAUCCAAGGGCCUGUUGAAGUUAGCGGCACUUUACCAUUCCUUAGCGCUGUGGCAUUUGAAGGUUCACUACCAACACGAGGAUCUGGAGAAGUGCUUUAUCAAUGUGGUAAUGGGAGAGUUGGGAUUUUGGAGGAAAAUAACCAAAUAUCUGCCAUUAAUUCUGGAAUUUUAGGUGGAAAUUCUGAUUAUUUGGGUAUGGGAUGGAAUACAGCGUCUGCUUUUAAUGGAAUAAGCGGCUGUUUAACCCCUGAACCAGUCGCUCUCGGUUGGAAUGGCAACCGCAGAUCUGGUUGUAACUGUCUUUAUUAG
Molecule: messenger RNA, 594 nt
Organism: Danaus plexippus (monarch butterfly)
Lineage: Eukaryota; Metazoa; Arthropoda; Insecta; Lepidoptera; Nymphalidae
Product: chorion class B protein PC10-like
Exons: 2
Coding region: 1-594 (197 amino acids)
Biological process (GO): multicellular organism development; chorion-containing eggshell formation
Cellular component (GO): egg chorion
Molecular function (GO): structural constituent of egg chorion
Source: RefSeq, a predicted model, not a curated record